Diabrotica balteata is the source of this 3377-nucleotide messenger RNA. The record is from the annotation of a GenBank genome assembly. Lineage: Eukaryota; Metazoa; Arthropoda; Insecta; Coleoptera; Chrysomelidae.
ACUGUGAACUUGACUGCAUUCGAGGAGCCUCCGUUUUACAUGAUUCUUUGUUAUUAUUUGGCAAAACAUUGCUGUUGGGGGAGUGCGUUGGGAUUUUGGCUAGAGACACAGUUAAUUUAUAGGUUGUAGCUCAUAUAUAAUGAUGUGCUGAUUGGAUUGGAUGGCCAAUUCGCCGAAUAAAAAGGGAAAGCUGCACUGAUCGCACAGGUUUCAGAAUCAUCGAUCCCACACUUCUUCCAUCACCAUGGAAAUAUAACUCGGACUUUUGUCACUAUCAAAUUUAGGUGUUGCCCAAAAACUAGACGUUUGGAAGUUUGCAAGAAAAAAUUAAUGAAAUGAAGGUGAUCUUCGAUAAGACAUCCAGCGGAUACUAUGGACCAGGAAAGCGAAAAUAAUGGCAAACAAGAACCCGAAGGUAACGUGCAGUCUCUACAAGCAACCCUUUUCCCAAUCAAACCUACAAAUUCUACUAGUUAUUUUGCCAAUUUUAUAAUCAAAUCCCCUGCCGAAGAAGAUGAUAUUCGAUUCAAAAUUAGAGAAUCACCACAAAAGGACUGGUUUUCUUGUAAUAAAGACACACCUUUCGACUUCCAACCACCUAGGUGGCCCACAGAAUGCCAAGUUUUAGAGGAGAGAGUUAAACACAUAAUCGACUCACCCUCAACAUACGAAGCAUACUAUAUUCCUACUGGCACCGAAUGCCAACCUAAACCAUCAGGGGAAGAAUGUGGGAAGGUUGUUUUCCAUUAUGUCCCACUCAGUGCUGUCAAUUAUUUUAGUAGAUCUAGCGUAGGAGGAAACAAAUUUAUCCUGCCAUCCUGUAUUUGUCCUGAGGAAGACACACUAAAAUUCGAGUCUAGAUUUGAGUGUGGAAAUUUAGCCAAGGCCAUAAUGAUUACGCCAAAUUAUUAUGAAUUACACCUUAGAUCUGAUUUCUAUACAAACAGACACAUGCAGUGGUUCUAUUUCAGGAUUAGUAAUGUUAAAAAAGGAUUUUUAUAUAGAUUUUCUAUUACGAAUUGUUCCAAAGAAAAUAGCUUAUACAAUGAAGGAAUGAAGCCACUAAUGUAUUCAAAAAAAGAUUCUCAGUUGCAUUCGAUUGGCUGGAGAAGAUGCGGUCAGAAUAUUUCUUAUUAUUGUAACGAUAACGUAACACAAGAUGAUCCCGACCAACAGAUGACGUAUACACUGACUUUCACCGUUAAGUUUCCCCAUGAUGACGAUGAAGUAUAUUUGGCUCAGAGCUACCCAUAUACUUACUCAGAUCUGCAGGAUUAUCUGCUGGAACUAUCGUCACAUCCGGUGAAGUCUACAUUCACCACCAUUCGGUUGUUGUGCAAAACUUUAGCUGGAAACAACGUUCAGUAUGUAACGAUUACGUCACCACCUAUCCAAGGAGAUCCUCCAAAGAAAAAGAAAGCCAUCGUUUUGUCAGCCCGAGUUCAUCCCGGAGAGACGCCGUCUUCGUGGAUAAUGAAAGGAAUUCUGGACUUCUUAACAAGCGACUGUGGAACGGCCAAAGAACUGAGAGAUAAGUUUAUAUUCAAAAUAGUGCCAAUGUUAAACCCUGACGGUGUUAUAGUGGGGAAUAAUAGGUGUUCACUCUCAGCCAAAGACCUCAAUAGGCAAUAUAGAACUGUAAUUCGAGAUGCUUAUCCUUCCAUUUGGUAUACGAAACUGAUGAUUAGAAGACUGUUGGAAGAGUGUGGCGUAGCAAUGUAUUGUGAUCUGCACGCCCAUUCCAGAAAACAUAAUAUUUUUAUAUUUGGUUGUGAAAAUCGGCGAGGGAGUGACAGAAGAUUACAGGAACAAGUAUUUCCGCUUAUGUUACAUAAAAACGCAGCUGAUAAGUUUAGCUUCGAAAGCUGUAAAUUCAAGAUCAAAAAGAACAAAGAAGGUACCGGAAGGGUAGUGAUGUGGAUGAUGGGCAUAGCUAACAGCUACACCCUGGAAACUUCACUAGCUGGAUCGACAUUGGGCUGUAGAGCGGACACUCACUUCAGCAUCCAAGAUUUAGAACAAAUGGGCAAAACUUUCUGUCAAACCCUGUUGGACUUCUAUGAUGAAGAUCCCAAAAAGGAAAAACUGAGGGUGAAAAUCGUGGAAAGGUUGGUGAAAGAGGGAUCCAAUGCUGAUGAGCCCACCAAUAUUAAAUUAAGUGAUUACUCAAGUGAUGAUGGGGAUACGUCCAACAGCAGUGAUGAAGUCGGACGGGACUACGACGAAGAUAUUCAACUGCCACUAGUUCCCCCGUGUUCCCCCGUAGUGCUAGUGAAAAAAAAUAGAUCGAAGUUCUCCAUAUCGGCACCAAAAGCGAGGCCUCAAAACGCUACCCUAAAGAGCCCCACAGUGCCUAGAAAACCCCUACCAAUAUGUAAGGCCACUUUAAAGUUGUCCUUGUCUGACAAAGAAAGCAGUGAUUCUGAUAGUGAUGAUAGUGAAUCAGAUUCUGAAAAAGUCAAAUUAAAAAGGAUCAAGAAGAAACGGAAGAAAAAGCACUCAAAGAAAAAGAAGAAAAAUAGAGAAGCUUCACAGCCAGAUGGAAUUAUUGUAAUUCAAGUAGAGCCAGUUCAAGAUUUUUCCGAUUGCGAAAUACAAUUCAACAGAGCCAAGAGAUCUAUUUCAGUCUUUGAUUUAAUCCCGACAGAUACUCUGAAGAACCACAUCUUUACGAAUAUUCCAAAGUGUAAAACUCAAUAUUCAAUAAAACACGAUAAGAAAAAAGAUGAAAUCAGCAAACAAUUGGCGGAAGUACAAGCUAAACUGUUUACUUUAAAAAAUAAAUUAUGGUUCGGUGUUGGCAACGGAGAUACAACGUUGAGUUGGGGUAAAAGAAACUUUGUAAAUGACACUCACAAGAAAUCAGCUCAACAAAAAGAAGGGAAGAGUAAAAGUGCAAACUUGAAAAAGAGCCAAAAAAAUGAGAAGAAGUCUAAUUUUAAGAUGACCAAGGAUGCAGAAUCUCAGAACAAACCAUCUGAGAAUGGAUUAAGGCGUAAAACAGUUGUCGACCUCCUACAACCACAAAACAAUAAGGAAAAGGUGAAACUACGCAAAUCCAGAAGUUUACCUGACGCUUCUUCAUUCGAAAACAUUGCCAAAAAGUUGACGAACACCGACGAAGAGAAAAACGACUCGAAGAAAAAGAAGAAGAAGAGUAUCAAGCUUGUGAAGAAAGUCAAAGUGCUAAGUAAUGCGAGAACUUUUAUCAAAAAGACUGAGUAAUUUCUAGUGCGGAGUUAAAAAUGGGGAUGCUAGGGAUUUUUAAAAAAUUUUAGUGCCUUUUGGGUAAUUGUAAUUGUACAUUUGUAAGUUGUUUUUAUCAGAUUUCAUUGUAAUUUAUUAUCAAAUGAGGUUAAGUACAAUUGUAUUCUGAG